AUGGCCGCUCAUAACGACAAUCGAGAUGGGAGACACGGAUCACAAUCCCCACGUUAUCAGCCGUCUGAAUCGCCGCUUAGAAAUUCCAGCGACGCUGAAGAUGGGAACCAGCUCGCUGAAAACAUAAUUUCAUCCCAGAAUCCUGGGGAACAGCAACCUUUGGAGACUGCUGGAAAUGGAGCAGAGUCACAGCCAACUUCACGGGGUCAGCCCUCAGAGACAGGUCCAGGGCCUUCAACAAACACGCCUGUUUUUAGAAGACCUUCACAGCAACAGGUACGGUUCUCCAUCGAUAUAGAAGGUCUCCCGCAAACCAAUACAGAUCGAUACACAGUCGGAGAACUUCAGGAUAGGCCGUUAAGUCGCAGCAACCGUGUUGCUGCAUCCGGGCUGACAAUCAACACCACCGCAUUAUCUUCUCAAACCCAAGACUCCCGGACAAGCGCAAACCCCUCUGGGGUAUCUCCAACUUCAUCACCUAUCAUAUCUCCAGGAACCCGUAACCGGGGCUACUCGCUUCGACGCUCCUUAUUCAAUCGCAACCUCACUCAAGACACUUCUCCCGUGAAGAAUACGUCCACCGAAUCUACCAAACAGGGAGAUGUCUUCGAGCUUAAACAUCGCCGAUCGCGUAGUGGUGGCACGAAAAACUCGAAUGCUCCAGAGGUUGAAGUUGUGACGGAACCAGCCUGUAAUAAGGACGAUGAGUCUAUGUCGGAACGAACAGAUACCCUCAAGGGAUCCCGGACUUACUACUCGGGUGGCAGGCAAACACUUACCAAAAGAUUCGUCAGCCAAGCGUUGCUGUUUUUUGGACUACUUAGUGCUGCCUUUCGAACGCACGUUCUCAGAAUCAAACCGAUUCCACCAAGCAAGGAUGGAAGACAUAUAGAUUUGGACGCUCACCGCAGUGAACCUUUAAUAGAUGAGCGAACCGGCAAACACUAUAUCAGUAAUUAUAUUCGCUCAAGUCGAUAUAGCUUAUGGAGCUUUUUCCCCAACCAGUUUAUUGCACAAUUUUCAAAACUUGCUAAUUUCUACUUCCUUAUUGUUUCUAUUUUGCAGAUGAUACCCGGCCUGAGUACUACUGGUACUUUUACCACCUUUGUGCCUCUCAUGAUUUUUGUUGGAAUUUCUAUGGGAAAAGAAGGAUUCGAUGAUUUUCGUCGGUACAGAUUGGAUAAGGAAGAGAACAACCGAAUUGCCUGGGUCCUUCGCGCAAGCCCAACGAAUAAUUCGGAAUCAAAGUUGUCGAAAGAACAGGAAGCAGGAAACAACAACAACUCUGGGCCGUGGAUCGGAACGAAAUGGAUUGACGUCCAAGUGGGCGAUAUCAUUCGGUUAGAUCGUGAUAGCCCUGCGCCCGCUGAUCUAGUUCUUCUACACGCCGAGGAACCAAAUGGAAUCGCCUAUAUCGAGACUAUGGCAUUAGACGGUGAAACGAAUUUGAAAGCCAAAAAACCCUGUAUUCCUGUUGGAAACGCCUGCGCUACUAUCAACGACGUUAUCUCAAACAAGGUCACCCAUUUCGCGGUGGAAGACCCUAAUAUAGACCUAUAUAAAUUCGACGGAAAUGUUACAGUAGCUAACGAGAAGCUUCCCCUGACAAAUAAUGAAGUUAUAUACCGUGGCAGUAUUCUGAGGAAUACCCAGGAGGCAUUUGGGCUGGUCAUCUAUACUGGGGAGGAAUGCAAAAUUCGAAUGAAUGCCAACAAAAACCCGCGGAUCAAGGCACCUGCUCUCCAGGCAAUGGUGAAUCGUGUGGUUGCCGUGAUUGUACUUUUUGUUGUUGUUCUGGCUUCUGCUUGCACCAUUGCGUACCGUUUUUGGUCCAAGGAUAUUGAUGAUAAAUCUUGGUACCUUGCGAUGGCAAGGGUCUCUUAUGGUCCCAUUUUCACCUCAUUUAUUAUCAUGUUUAACACCAUGAUCCCAAUCUCUCUCUAUGUCAGUCUUGAAAUCGUCAAAGUUGUUCAGAUGCUUUUGCUCAAUGAUAUCGAUAUGUACGAUGAAGAUUCCAAUACUCCUCUGGAAGCAAGAACUUCAACCAUCAAUGAGGAACUUGGGCAAGUAAGUUACAUAUUUUCGGAUAAAACGGGGACGUUGACCAAUAAUUCCAUGCGCUUCCGUAAAAUGAGUGUCGCUGGGACCGCUUGGCUUCAUGAUACCGACUUAAACGAGGAGGGAGAGCCCAAAAUGCUCAUUCACAAAAAGAGAAAGGGCAAAAAACCAGCCGGCCGAAAGUGCACUGUUGAUGACGUAACGAUAGCAUCAAAGCCUUCCAGAAUGUCAAUAUCAAACCAAGAAGAUGCGACGAGAGCAUUGCCGUCACGGUGGAAGUCUAAUAGGCGGGGUAAACAAUACCACGGCGGUCGAACUACUGAAAUGUUACGCUAUAUUCACCAAAGACCUCACACAUUGUUUGCCAUAAAGGCGAAGCUAUUUAUUCUGGCCAUUGCCUUAUGUCAUACCUGUCUUCCCGAGGAGACGGAGGAUGGGGAUAUUUCUUUUCAGGCCGCAUCACCAGAUGAGGUUGCAUUGGCGCUCGCGGCUAAGGAGCUAGGAUACGUUAUUGUGGACAGACAGCCAAAAAGCAUCACGAUACGGAGGCUAUCUCUCAGUCCCGAUGAAUCAUAUGCCGACGAGGUGUAUGAAAUUCUAGACAUCAUUGACUUCUCUAGCAGUCGCAAACGGAUGUCGAUUGUGGUUCGCUUACCGGAUCAAAGAAUAUGUGUAUUCUGUAAGGGCGCAGAUUCAAUAUUGAUGAAGCGGCUGAAACAUUCUGGCUUAGCAAUUGAGAAGGCUACAGAAAUCGAGGGAAGGGUAAGCGUCAGGAAGAGCAUGGAAGCGAAAGAAGUUAUGCGGCGCAAUAGUGAGCAUAUGUCGAGGCGAGACACAAAGCGGUCUAGCAUCAGUAUUGGACGACCCAGUUUUGCCGUCGCGCGCAGAUCAAGUGUAUCCGGAAAAGGCAACUCGGCUUUACGAGAAAGCAUUGAUGUGUGGUUACGGGAGCGCGAGACGGAUGGAGGAAUUGAUCUCAGGCAAAAUGGCAAUGAAAACUACAGCCCGCGUCCAUCUGGCCAAUUCGGUGGCCGGCCCUCUCUCGCAUACUCUGACGGCCGGACUUCUUUUCAGACCGAUGACAGUGGGGAUUUGGUCGAUGAAGCUCUCGUGGUCAACGAGGCUCAAGUUUUUGAAAGGUGUUUCCAACACUUGAAUGAUUUUGCUACGGAAGGUCUACGGACUCUUCUCUAUGGAUGCCGGUACAUGACUGAGGCCGAGUAUAAUGACUGGAAGCAGCAAUAUCAUGAGGCUGUAACGAGCCUGGUUGACCGACAAGAAAAGAUCGAGGAAGUAGGGGAGCAGAUCGAAAAGGAUUUCGAUCUUUUGGGCGCAACUGCUAUCGAAGACAAGCUUCAAAAGGGGGUACCGGAAGCAAUAGAUAAGCUAAGACGAGCGAAUAUCAAACUUUGGAUGCUCACUGGUGAUAAACGGGAGACGGCCAUCAAUAUCGGGCAUUCUUGCCGGCUAGUGAAAGAUUAUUCGUCAGUUAUCAUCAUCGAUAAUGCUUCAGGGAAUGUCGAACAGGUGAUAAACUCCACGAUGGCAGAUAUUAAACGAGGGGAUGUCGCGCACUCGGUGGUUGUUGUGGACGGCCAAACUCUUUCAGUCAUUGAGAGCGACCCGCUCCUCCAGGCUCUGUUUUUAGACCUUGCUAUUCUCGCCGACUCAGUCAUUUGCUGCCGUGCUAGCCCGAAACAAAAGGCGUUCCUUGUCAAAUCGAUUCGAAAGCGAGUAAACGGCUCUAUCACCCUUGCUAUUGGUGACGGGGCAAAUGAUAUUGCUAUGAUCCAAGAAGCACAUGUUGGAAUUGGAAUUACUGGCAAGGAAGGCCUCCAGGCUUCCAGGAUCGCAGAUUACUCAAUCGCCCAGUUUAGAUUCCUACUCAAACUAUUGCUUGUCCAUGGCCGCUGGAAUUAUAUCCGAGUUUGCAAGUACACGCUGGGCACAUUUUGGAAGGAAACAAUAUUUUACUUAACGCAGGCUCUUUACCAACGCUGGAACGGAUACACUGGGACCAGUUUGUAUGAGCCGUGGAGUUUGAGUAUGUUCAAUACUCUUUUCACCUCCCUCCCUGUUAUAUUUCUUGGUAUAUUCGAGAAAGACCUUGCAGCGUCCACUCUUCUCGCAGUUCCUGAGCUAUAUACCAAGGGCCAGUUGCGACAAGGGUUUAAUGUUCUGAUUUACCUCGGAUGGGCAUUCAUGGGGACGUGCGAAGCCAUGAUUGUCUACUUCGUGAUGUAUGGAUUGUUUGGAAGGGCCAUAUUGUCGAACGAUAAUGGAGUUUUCGCAAUGGGCUUGCUCACCUACUCUGCAUGUGUGGUUAUUAUCUCAGUGAAGCUACAGAUCCUUGAGAUUCACAACCGCUCCGUGAUGGCUGUGAUCUCGACUGUGCUUUCUAUCGCCGGCUGGUGGUUAUGGAAUAUCGUUCUUUCUGAGCGCUACAAAAGGGACAAGAUCUACAACGUUCGGCACAAUCUGCUCAAGCGGAUCGGGCUUGACCUAUCUUGGUGGACUACGCUUCUAAUCACGAUCGUCAUCGUAAUCCUCUUUGAGAUCGCUGUCAGCACCAUUCGUUCUCUUUUCUUCCCCACGGACGUCGAUAUUUUUCAGGAGUUUGAAAAAGACAUUGAAAUCCGCAAACGGUUCGAGGAGGCUGCCGCGUCAGAGCUGCAGCAAGGAUGGGAUCGCGGUACCAAGAAAUCCAGCUCUGAGCUUCAGCGCGAAGCCGCGAUUGCAGACGCUAGAGAGCAGCAGGUUCAGGAGUUGCUUGACCGACGAAAGGGGGACGACGACGUCAGCAACGGUGGCGCAGAGGCGAUUUCUACGGGCCAGCAACAACGUAGCAGCCAAACUGUUGCGGCAGGCCUGGGCGAAUCCGACCAGCGCGCUGGUGGCGAUGCUACAGCUACGCGUCGGUCUCUGGACACCCAUGAACUGUUCAGCAAAGGAUUUGGGUCGAUUCGAAAAGGCCCAGACCUACGCUAA
Molecule: messenger RNA, 5046 nt
Organism: Ophidiomyces ophidiicola
Lineage: Eukaryota; Fungi; Ascomycota; Eurotiomycetes; Onygenales; Onygenaceae
Gene: DNF3
Product: drs2 neo1 protein
Exons: 2
Coding region: 1-5046 (1681 amino acids)
Biological process (GO): endocytic recycling; post-Golgi vesicle-mediated transport; intracellular protein transport
Cellular component (GO): plasma membrane
Molecular function (GO): magnesium ion binding; ATP hydrolysis activity; ATPase-coupled intramembrane lipid carrier activity
Source: RefSeq, a predicted model, not a curated record